GCAGUAAAUGAGGGGUGGACAGACAGAGAAACAUAGAUGUAUUAUUUGAAUCACAAAUGCCAUGAUUGAUAUAACUGGCCCUUGCUGACAUAAAGUCAUGAUUGAACUUACACACCACUCCCACCCCAUUUCCUUCUCCUUUCUAUUUAAUCCCCUCCCACACGCUUCCUCCCACUCCAAAACCAAAACCACCUUCCUCACUUUCUACUUUUAUUCUCCAAACAAACACACAAAUUCUUCAAACCAAACAAAGGAGCUUUAUGAUGAUGGUUGAAAAGGAAGACUUGGGUUUGAGUCUUAGCUUGAACUUCUUUUACAAUACCCCAAAACCUCACCCUCACCCUCUCAAUCUCAUCUCCUCUUCCAUCCAAACUUUCACUUCCUCAGAUCGAAAUUUGGAAACAUGCAGAGGAGAAAGUGGAAAAUACCUACGAGGUAUCGACGUGAAUCGGUUACCAUCUACAGCUAUUGAAUGCCAAGAGGAAGAAGAAGCAGGGGUUUCUUCUCCAAACAGCACAGUUUCAAGUGUUAGUGGAAAAAGAAGCUUAAGAGAAGAAGAUCAUGACGUGGAAAAUAGAGAGAAUAUCAGUGAUGAAGAAGACGCUGAAACUGCUAGGAAAAAACUUAGACUCUCUAAAGACCAAUCAGCUAUUCUUGAAGAAACCUUCAAAGAACACAAUACCCUUAAUCCCAAGCAAAAGUUGGCACUUGCAAAGCAACUUGGUCUUCGUCCAAGACAAGUAGAAGUCUGGUUUCAAAACAGAAGAGCUAGGACAAAGCUGAAGCAAACAGAGGUUGAUUGUGAAGUGUUGAAAAGGUGCUGUGAAAAUCUAACGGAGGAGAAUAGGAGACUACAGAAGGAAGUACAAGAGCUUAGAGCACUGAAACUUUCCCCACAAUUUUACAUGCAAAUGACACCACCAACUACUCUUACUAUGUGCCCUUCUUGUGAACGUGUGGCUGUUCCAUCUAAUGCUUGUGUUGAUGCAUCUAACCGUCACCAUUCUAUGGCCCAAGCCCAUCCUCGGGCUGUACCUAUAGGCCCAUGGGCUUCUGCUGCUCCUCCACUCACGAAUAGAAUGUUUGAUGUUUUCCGUCAAUGAUCACGGCGUUUUAAGGGUGAUUUGGUCAUUGUAACGAGGAAAUAGGUUGUAAUAGUGUGCUUUUGAAUUAUGUGCUAGGAUAUUAAAACAUGAUUUGGUGGGUCUAUAAUGUUUGUAUCAGUUUGACCCAUUAUUAUUUGUUUUAUUGGGUACGGCUAGGAGGAGGGUUUUUAGUUUCUAUAUUCUACUUGACUUACUUUUUCCAUUUCAAGGCUUAUUAUAGACUUUGUGUAAAGUGCUUAGAGAUGUCUAAUUAAUUAAUUAAU
Medicago truncatula (barrel medic) is the source of this 1369-nucleotide messenger RNA. RefSeq names its product homeobox-leucine zipper protein HAT4. Gene Ontology annotation, cellular component: nucleus. The record is from RefSeq and is a predicted model, not a curated record. Bases 261 to 1103 code for a protein of 280 amino acids. The transcript has 4 exons. Gene Ontology annotation, molecular function: DNA-binding transcription factor activity, RNA polymerase II-specific; sequence-specific DNA binding. Gene Ontology annotation, biological process: regulation of DNA-templated transcription. Lineage: Eukaryota; Viridiplantae; Streptophyta; Magnoliopsida; Fabales; Fabaceae.